UGUGCGGGGCCGUGUCCGCGGAGCGCGGUGUGUGCGGGGCCGUGUGUGCGGGGUCCGCCCGCCCGCCGUGCCCUGCAUGGCCGCCCCGCAGCGCUGAGCCGGGGAAGGCGGUGCCGGCGGCGUUCCCGCGGCGCUCCCGCGGCUCUCCCGCAGCAUGGCGCGGGGCGGCGGGCGGCUGCAGCCCCGGGCCGCCGCUGCUGCCCCGGGCCGGGGGAGCCGGGGGCCGCUCGGCCUCCUGUGCCUGGCGCUGCUGGGUGCGCUGGGCGCCGCCGAGGCGGAGUUCUCCAUCCUGGACGAGGCGCAAGUCCUGGCCAGCCAGAUGAGGAAACUCGCCACCGAGGAGCUGAGGGUCGUCACCAUGCAGAGGAUAUUCAACUCCUUUGUGUACACAGAGAAAAUAUCGAAUGGAGAAAGUGAAGUUCAACAGUUGGCAAAAAAAAUUAGAGAAAAAUUUAACCGUUACUUGGAUGUUGUGAAUCGUAACAAGCAAGUAGUGGAAGCAUCAUACACUGCCCAUCUCACAUCACCCUUGACUGCCAUCCAAGACUGCUGUACUAUUCCACCAUCUAUGAUGGAAUUUGAUGGAAAUUUCAACACCAACGUUUCCAGGACCAUCAGCUGUGACAGACUUUCAACCACUGUCAACAGCAGAGCCUUCAACCCUGGACGGGACUUAAAUUCUGUUCUUGCUGAUAACCUGAAGUCUAACCCAGGAAUUAAAUGGCAGUAUUUCAGCUCAGAAGAAGGGAUUUUCACUGUUUUCCCAGCCCACAAGUUCCGGUGCAAAGGCAACUACGAACACCGCAGCAGGCCCGUCUAUGUCUCGACUGUCCGCCCUCAGUCCAAGCACAUCGUUGUCAUCGUGGACCAUGGGGCCUCUGUCACAGAGACACAGCUCCAGAUUGCCAAGGAUGCUGCCCAGGUCAUCCUGAGCUCCAUAGAUGAACAUGACAAGAUCUCUGUGUUGACCGUGGCAGACACAGUCAGGACCUGCUCCCUGGAUCAGUGCUAUAAGACAUUCCUGUCUCCUGCCACCAGUGAGACAAAGAGGAAGAUGUCCACCUUCGUUAGCAGUAUAAAGUCAUCUGACAGCUCCACACAGCACGCUGUGGGAUUCCAGAAGGCUUUCCAGUUGAUUCGGAACACGAACAAUGGCACAAAACUCCAAGGAAAUACUGACAUGGUCAUCAUUUAUCUCUCAGCUGGGAUUACAUCAAAAGACUCCUCUGAAGAUGAUAAAAAAGCUACUCUACGUGUCAUCAACGAAGAGAACAGUUUCCUCAAUAACUCAGUCAUGAUUCUUACUUAUGCUCUUAUGAAUGAGGGGGUGACAGGGUUGAAGGAACUGGCCUUUCUGAGGGACCUGGCAGAGCAGAACUCGGUGAAAUAUGGGGUGCCAGACAGAACAGCCCUUCCUGUGACCAAGGGCAGCAUGAUGGUCCUAAACCAGCUGAGCAACCUGGAGACCACAGUUGGGAGGUUCUACACCACUCCCAACCGGAUGAUCGACGAGGCCGUUUUCAGUCUGCCCUUCUCAGAUGAAAUGGGAGAUGGAUUGAUAAUGACUGUCAGCAAACCAUGUUACUUUGGGAACCUGCUGCUGGGGAUUGUUGGAGUGGAUGUUAAUCUCGCCUAUAUCUUGGAAGACGUCACCUAUUACCAAGACUCCUUGGGUUCCUACACAUUCCUCAUUGAUAAUAAAGGCUACACUCUGAUGCACCCAUCCCUGACCAGGCCCUACCUGCUCUCUGAGCCCCCUCUCCACACGGAUAUUAUCCAUUAUGAGAACAUCCCCAAAUUUGAGCUGGUGCGCCAGAACAUCCUCAGCAUUCCCCUGGGCAGCCAGAUCAUCACAGUUCCUGUGAACUCCUCACUGUCUUGGCAUGUCAACAAGCUGAGAGAGAUCGGAAAAGAAGCCUAUAAUGUCAGCUAUGCCUGGAAAAUGGUCCAGGACACGUCCUUUAUCCUGUGUGUGGUGGUGAUACAGCCAGAAAUCCCUGUUAAGCAGCUGAAGAACCUCAACACAGUGCCCAGCAGCAAACUGCUCUAUCACCGGCUGGACCUGCUGGGCCAGCCCAACGCCUGCCUGCACUUCAAGCAGCUGGCCACCCUAGAAAGCCCUACAGUGAUGCUCUCUGCAGGCAGCUUCUCCUCCCCCUACGAGCACCUGAGCCAGCCCGAGACGAAGCGGAUGGUGGAGCACUACACGGCCUAUCUGAGCGACAACACACGGCUCAUCGCCAACCCCGGCCUCAAGUUCUCUGUCAGGAAUGAAGUAAUGGCAACCAGUCACGGCACCGAUGAAUGGAUGACACAGAUGGAGAUCAGUGGCCUCAACAGUUACAUUGUGCGCCGUUACAUAGCAACCCCCAAUGGGGUGCUCCGCAUUUACCCCGGCUCCCUCAUGGACAAAGCAUUUGAUCCCACCAGGAGACAAUGGUACUUGCAUGCAGUGGCUAAUCCAGGACUGAUUACCUUUACUGGGCCCUACUUGGAUGUUGGAGGGGCUGGUUAUGUUGUUACCAUCAGCCACACAGUCCAUUCCUCCAGUGCACAGAUGUCCUCAGGACAUUCAGUGGCAGUGAUGGGCAUUGACUUCACCCUGAGAUACUUCUACAAAGUUCUCAUGGACCUGCUGCCUGUUUGUAACCAAGAUGGGGGGAACAAAAUCAGGUGCUUCAUCAUGGAGGACAGGGGAUACCUCGUGGCACAUCCCACCCUCAUUGAUCCCAAAGGACACGCGCCCGUGGAGCAGCAGCACAUCACACACAAGGAGCCUCUGGUAGCAAACGACAUCCUGAACCACCCAAACUUCGUCAAGAAAAACCUCUGCAACAGCUUCAGUGACAGGACAGUUCAGCGGUUUUAUAAAUUCAAUACCAGCUUAGUGGGUGACCUGACAAACCUUGUGCACGGCAGUCACUGCUCCAAGUACAGGCUGACAAGGAUCCCAGGCACCAAUGCCUUCGUGGGAAUCGUCAAUGAGACCUGUGACUCUCUGGCUUUCUGUGCCUGCAGCAUGGUGGACAGGCUCUGUCUCAACUGCCACAGGAUGGAGCAGAACGAGUGUGAGUGUCCCUGUGAGUGCCCACUGGAGGUGAACGAGUGCACCGGCAACCUGACCAACGCCGAGAGCAGGAACCCGAGCUGUGAAGUCCAUCAGGAGCCCAUGACGUUCACAGCCAUCGACCCGAGCCUGCAGGAUGCCCUCCCACAGUGUAUCAACACCCAGUGCAACCAGAGGACAGAGAGUGGGGAUUGCUUUGGAGUGUUGGACUGCGAGUGGUGUAUGGUGGACAGCGAUGGGAAGACCCACCUGGACAAGUCCUACUGUGCCCCUCAGAAGGAGUGUUUUGGUGGCAUUGUGGGAGCCAAGAGCCCGUACGUGGAUGACUUGGGAGCAAUAGGAGAUGAAGUCAUCACUCUGAACAUGAUCAAGAGUGCCCCAGUGGGCCCAGUGGCUGGGGGCAUUAUGGGCUGCAUCAUGGUGCUCGUCCUGGCCGUGUACGCGUACCGGCACCAGAUCCACCGCCGGAGCCACCAGCACAUGUCCCCGCUGGCUGCCCAGGAAAUGUCAGUGCGUAUGUCCAACCUGGAAAAUGAUAGGGACGAGAGGGACGAUGACAGCCAUGAAGACAGAGGAAUCAUCAGCAACACGCGGUUCAUCGCGGCGGUGAUCGAGCGCCACGCGCACAGCCCUGAGCGCCGGCGACGCUACUGGGGCCGAUCCGGCACCGAGAGUGACCACGGCUACAGCACGAUGAGCCCUCAGGAGGACAGCGAGAACCCUCCGUGCAACAACGACCCGCUGUCGGCCGGCGUUGACGUCGGGAACCACGAUGAAGACCUGGACCUGGACACCCCCCCUCAGACAGCCGCCCUGCUGAGCCACAAGUUCCACCACUACCGGUUGCACCACCCAACCCUCCACCACAGCCACCACCUGCAGGCUGCGGUCACGGUACACACUGUGGAUGCCGAGUGCUGAUGGCCGAUGGCACGAGGGACAGGACCGCUGAGCAGCUCAGGGGCUGUACUGCUCCCCUGGGACAACUUCACUGACUUCCCCAGUAAACUUAGGCAUCAGAGCUUUACAUUUUUAUAAAUGUAAGGUUGGCUCUGAACUGGAGACGUGCUUGAUGAAUGGACCUGCCAAAACAUUGAAUGGAAUGGAGCAGGAGGCACGUUAGACCUCCAGGAGCGGGGCCGUGAGUUUAUACAGCAGCUGGAGCUUUGUGCUGAGCCAAGAGGAGAGAGAGAGCGCUUAAAAGAGCCAGAGAUGAUUUGGUUUCCUUAACUGGAAGAGCAGAAAUCUCUGCAGCUGAAGGCUACAGAAGUGCCAGACAGAGCGGGGGGAGGGCUGUUGGUUUCUCUGCGCGUGGAAAGUUCCCUGCUCCAACAUUGCUGUAUGGAACCUGGGACAAUGCAUCUCAAGAUUUUUAAGUAAAGGAUUAUUUUUCUACUAUUUAUUGAACUUCAAACUUUGGGGGGAGGGAGGGGAGAAACCUGUUAGCAAUUCUCAACAGGCACCACAUGCAUCCUGUGAUGGUGAAGUGGUUCUUCUAAAGGAGACACAUCUGUUCCUUAUUAGCUGAUGUUCAUCCAGUGCCCCACUCUGCAAUGGGAAAAUGAAGAAGUCCUUUCUGACUCAGUGUUUACAUUAGGAAUGCUUUCUUUUCCACAAUGGUUUUCUGUAAAUAUUCCAACCUGAUUCUUAUUACAGUAUUGUCUUCCGAUUUGCAGAGGAGAAAUCCUGUACUCCAUAACUAAAAUUCUGAGAGUUCUGCCCAUAAAUCUCUCCAGCUUUACCUCUUUGAUCAUCCUUAAAGGAAUCCUGUGUGGAAGUAAUAAAGAAUUUAUUUAGCAUUAGUUGCCAGAUAAUCCCAGAUGGAAUCUGUGCCAUUCUCCUGUUUCUUUAGGACACUGUUGAGACCAGAAGUAGGGAUAAACCAGUGUUUUGUAGAACUUGGGUUACUGUGGAAGAAAUCUUGAAAUCAUCAUGAGAAGCUGCUGCUGUUUGUCUGGAAUUUUAACAUUGCUUGGUAAUUCAAACAAAGAUUAAUCAAUGUCUACAACACAGGGCAUCGUAAUUAUGAAUUAGUUUGAAAUCAGUGUUGUAUUUUAGAUUCACAUUUUGUGAUUAUGAGGAUAUAAAAACACUCUUGCACUGUGCAUAUGAUAAACAUCCAUUUAUAUGUAGGUUUUUUUUAAAAAUCACUUGUUUUAAUUAAUAUGGUACUUAAUACUGUAUUAUGUAAAAAUUGGUUCUUAAACAGUACAGUAAAAUAACUAUAUGUGUGAUACCAGGAUACCCCUUUAUACUAUGUAUAAAAUUAAAAUCUCUAGUGAAAUAAACUGUAUAUAAAGUAUAGAUCUGUGAA
Chiroxiphia lanceolata (lance-tailed manakin) is the source of this 5381-nucleotide messenger RNA. It is a transcript of the gene CACHD1, whose product is annotated as cache domain containing 1. NCBI's taxonomy places the organism in Eukaryota, Metazoa, Chordata, Aves, Passeriformes, Pipridae. The record is from RefSeq and is a predicted model, not a curated record. Gene Ontology annotation, cellular component: voltage-gated calcium channel complex. Gene Ontology annotation, molecular function: voltage-gated calcium channel activity.